This is a messenger RNA of Sphaerulina musiva SO2202, 2666 nucleotides long. RefSeq lists its product as uncharacterized. Gene Ontology annotation, cellular component: spliceosomal complex. NCBI's taxonomy places the organism in Eukaryota, Fungi, Ascomycota, Dothideomycetes, Mycosphaerellales, Mycosphaerellaceae. Gene Ontology annotation, molecular function: mRNA binding. The transcript has a single exon. Gene Ontology annotation, biological process: mRNA processing. The coding region runs from base 147 to 2450 and encodes 767 amino acids. The record is from RefSeq and is a predicted model, not a curated record.
GCCUACCAUUAUCUCUCAAGGUACCUACGAUCGGGCUCGCUCACCGCUAGACUCGAGCACAGUAAUACGCGCCAACUCGCCUUUCGCACUUCGGACAGUCGACGAGACUAUCCUUCACAACCGCUAUCGAGCACCAUCCACACUCCAUGGCCAACCCAUAUGGCCCGCCUGGCUUUGGAGCGGCGCGGCAGCCAUCAUAUGGUGCCGCACCAGGUAUGGGGGCACCGCCUGGUUUUGAAGCAGCGCCCGGUAUGGCACAGUCGCCAGCAGGAUACCAGGGACAGUUCCAACCUCCUCCCAACAUGCCGAACAUCAACUUCAACGCGCCUGUGAUACGGCUUGGCGUUGAUGGACCGGCGCGAGAUGGCAGGGGAGGCGAUCGCGGUGAUCGAGGAGACCGUGGCCCACGAGGCGGCAAUGCCGACUUUGCUGGCAACAGAGGCAGAGCGGGACUGGGUGCCGAUUCGCGAAAUGUGGACAGAGACAGGGAGAGGGUUCGCGAAAAUAUGGUCUCAACUCAACCUCCCACACGAGAAGAGGUCGCCCGAACCAUCUUUGUUGGAGGUCUCGUGGCCGGCGCUCCCAACGAGAAAGCGCUCUGCGAGAUACUGAAAUGUGCGGGCAAGUUACGACGCUGGACGAGAGCCUACGAUGCAGACAACAAGCCCUGCACGUUUGGUUUUGCAGAGUACGAGGACGUAGACAGUCUAGAGGCAGCCUUUGAGAGCUUUCGUGAUCUCGAGGUACCAAUGUUCGACGCUGCAGGCGCAGCUCAGAGGGAUGACGAGGGCGAGGUGAAGACAAUGAAGCUGUUGGUAGUCGUGGACGAGGAGAGCCAGAAGUAUAUACAGGAAUGGAUAGGGAAGCGCAAGGAGGAUGAGAACAGUCGUCAGUUCCGUUUGGACACCGCGAAAGAAUACCUGAAAACACAUCUCGCCCGCCUCGCGGAUGAAGCUUCUCAUGCAACAAAUGGAACCAACGGCGCAAAUGGAGACUAUGAGGGGGACACCUCAAUGGGAGAUGCAAACGGCGACGGCGUGGAACACAUCACAAUCACGGCUACGAACCUGGAUGACGAGCUAGCCGAUAUACCAGCAGAACAGCGUGCCACUGUUGCUGAGGAGAUCAAGGCUUUUCGAGAUCGGUCGGGUCGGCGUGACGUUGAGCGAGCGAGGAGAGAAGAGGAAUUGGAGCGUGAGGAACGACGACGUAAUGGUGGGCCUACUCAUACCAACCGCCUAGCCUCUCCGCCUCCCAAUGGGGUGCCUUCUGGUCCUGGCGGAUCGAAUGGCGUCCCAAUUGGACCUCGAGGUCAACAAGGUGUGCAAGGAGCGCCUGCAGGACCCAAAGGAUAUCGUGGGGCCCAGCUGCCAAGCGACUACGUUAACGGUGUUGUCUUCGUGCCCGGAGCUGGUCGUUAUGGGCGCCCUGCACGCGUUGAGCUGGAUCGCGAGGCCGAGGAUGCUGAAGAAUCCGACGAGGAGUUGGAGCGCCGCCGCGUAGCACGUCACAACAUUGAACUCGACAAGGAGUUUCGAGACCAAGUGGAGCGAUGGCAGAAGAGAGAGCGCACACGAGGCAUGGCCCAAGAGCGCGAGAAGAACCGUGAAGAGGCCGAACGUCGCAACCUCGAGAGAGCGAAGGAGGACAUGCUUAGCAAGCUCGCCAAUUGGAAUGAUGACGAAGAGGCUAUCAAGAGUAGGGAUAUGUACUACAAGGAUCGUUCCCUUUGGCAGCGUGAGCGUGAGCAUCAGCGCGAUUAUGAGAGAAAAGAAGAUGAACUUGAUCGAAGGGCCGAAGAGCGCGAGCAAGCAGACGAACGCCGCCGUAACAACGAGGCGAGUGGGAUGGCCAAUGACUUCCUUGGUCAACUUGGCAGUGAGAUGGACACUCGUUCGGAUCAACCUGCGGCCGCUGCCCCGGCUGGUUUCAAGAUCUCUCUCGGAGGCGCAAAGUCUCGACAGCCUGCUGUUGCCCCCAAGCGAGUUAUGGCUGAUGUGGAAGGUCUCCUGGAAGAUGAGGAAGAUGCUGCGGCAGCUGGCGUCAAGCUUGAUCUCAAGCCUCUCCAGGACACUUCUACUGUUCCCAUGCAUGGCCAAGAUCUCUCUGACGAGGACAAGGCCGCUGGUCGCAAACAGCUCGCCUCGGAAAUUCCUACAGAUACGAAUGCGCUGUUCGCGCAUCCUAUCAGGUGGGAGUACCUCACGCCUUCGCUCGUGGACGCACAGAUUCGUCCGUUUGUGGAGAGAAAGGUAGUUGAGUAUCUUGGAGUUCAAGAGGAUCUGAUUGUGGAUACUGUCAUUGAUGGCAUUCGCGAGAAGCGUAAAGCCUUGGACAUCAAGGAAGAUCUCGAAGGACCUCUGGAAGACGAGGCGGAAGUCAUGGUUAAAAAGGUUUGGCGACUCAUGAUUUUCUGGGGCGAGUGCGAGAGUCGAGGACUCCAACAAUAGCGGGGCCUGACGCCUACCAGGCUUGGUGGUCUGCAAAUAUGUUAUGAGCGGAGUGAGCCUCAGAGUGAGCCUCAGCUGUAAUAUAGGAGCCUUCGUAAGUUCAUCUCAAGCUCUGUCCAGCUGUUGGAAAGACAGAUCCAAUUGUUACCCACCCGCCUGUGACUAGGGAAAGACUUCUGCAACGGUAAAGAUUUGUCGGCUGCAACGCAACCUUCG